Molecule: messenger RNA, 3484 nt
Organism: Papaver somniferum (opium poppy)
Lineage: Eukaryota; Viridiplantae; Streptophyta; Magnoliopsida; Ranunculales; Papaveraceae
Exons: 16
Coding region: 598-3102 (834 amino acids)
Cellular component (GO): mitochondrial outer membrane
Molecular function (GO): ATP hydrolysis activity; ATP binding
Source: RefSeq, a predicted model, not a curated record
UACAAAAUGAAACUCAAAUGACCAAAAUGUCCUCGACUCUCAUUACAAAUGAAAUGGAUUCAUCUUCGUCUUCUUCAAUAGUAGUACUAGUUCACACUCUCACACAACCAAAACCCCUUUUGAGGGUGACAUGAAAAAGCGGGAAGAAACCUAUAACCACCGACUCUUCUCCGGUCACUUCAUUUUUUCCUUCCAUAUUUCCAGUCACCUGAAAGGAGCCACUCAAUUUUUCGAUUAUAAAAAAAAAAAAAAAGCGUUUUUACGGCGUUGGUUUUUUUUUGGGGGGGUGAGGGUAAAAUAAAAAGUGCUGAUCCGUUAGUUUCGUUUUAGUGUUAUAAAUAGAUCGAUCCUUCCCAAUUUUUAGUCUCUCUGUUUCUGAUUUUUCAAAACCAACCAAAGAAAAACAAGAGAAAUACGUAAGACCAACCAAACCAAUUUCUGUAAUCAGUCCUCCUCUCUUUUACUCUCUGUUUUUCUUUUUCAAUCAGAUCAGUUUAAUUUGACAAAAAAUCUGAAAACAAAAAUGAAACUUUUCUAGUCUCUGAUUCUGGAAUCAGAAGAUAGUUAGAGAAAAGAAGAAGAAGAAGAAGAAGAAAGAUGGAGAACAAAAAUAUGUUAAUGUCAGCAUUAGGGGUAGGAUUAGGAGUAGGUGUAGGACUUGGAUUAGCAUCAUCAGGACAGAGUGUUAUGAAUAAAUGGACUGGAAUUGGUUCAUCUAAUUCAUCUUCUUCCAAUACUAUAUCAUUUGAACAGAUCCAACAAGAUCUUCGUAGACAAAUUGUUGAUGGCAAACAAAGUAAUGUCACCUUCGAUGAAUUCCCUUAUUAUCUCAGUGAGCAGACACGGGUCCUGUUGACGAGUGCUGCUUAUGUUCAUCUGAAACAGGCUGAGUUCUCUAAAUACACUCGUAAUCUGUCACCUGGAAGUCGGGCAAUUUUGCUUUCAGGACCUGCUGAGCUUUACCAACAAAUGCUUGCCAAGGCUCUGGCACAUUAUUUUGAAGCCAAGUUGUUGUUGUUAGAUGUUACUGACUUUUCAAUAAAGGUGCAAAGUAAAUAUGGAACUUCAACUAGAGAACCUUCUUUCAAGAGGUCUAUCUCUGAGACAACUUUGGAGCGAAUGUCUAGUUUAUUUGGAUCUUUCUCUAUCAUGCCUCCGAGGGAGGAAAUCAGAGGAACAUUGCGAAGGCAAAGCAGUGGAGUAGAUAUCGCAUCAAAGGGAAUGGAUGGUAAUCCUCCAAGGCUUCGCAGAAAUGCAUCUUCAACAGCGGAUAUGGCAAAUCUCGCUUCACAGUCCACUUCUCAGAAUCCAGCUCCUCUUAGACGCACAAGCAGCUGGUCUUUUGAUGAGAAACUUCUUAUACAAUCUCUUUACAAGGUUUUAGUGUCAGAGUCUAAGACUAGCCCUAUUGUUCUCUACCUCAGAGAUGUCGAGAAACUAGUCUUGAGAUCACAAAGGGUUCAAAUCAUGUUUCAGAAAAUGCUACAGAAACUUUCAGGACCUGUUCUGAUUCUUGGUUCUAGAAUUUUAGAUCCAGAUAAUGACUACAGAGAAGUAGAUGAGAGGCUUACUAAUCUUUUCCCUUACAACAUUGAGAUUAAGCCACCAGAAGAUGAGACUCACCUCGUUAGCUGGAAAACUCAAUUGGAAGAAGACAUGAAAAUGAUGAAAGUUCGUGAUAACAGAAACCACAUUACUGAAGUGCUUGCAGCAAAUGAUCUGGACUGUGAUGAUUUGGGUGCGAUCUGCUUUUCUGACACGGUGGUUCUCAGUAAUUACAUUGAAGAGAUUGUUGUAUCAGCGAUUUCCUAUCAUCUGAUGAAUAACAAGGAUCCUGAAUACAGAAAUGGGAAGCUUGUUAUUUCUUCCAAGAGUCUAUCCCAUGGAUUGAGUAUAUUCCAAGAAGGCAAGUUUGAUGGCAAAGAUACACUGAAGCUGGAAGCAAAUGCUGAUGCUAGCAAGGUAGGGGAUGGGAAACCUAUUCCAACCUCGGAGUCAUCUGCACCUGAUACAAAAAGUGAUGAUAAAUCAGUUCCAGUUGUGAAGAAAGAUGGUGAAGCUGCAUCGCCAGCAAAAGCUCCCGAAGUUGUUCCAGACAAUGAGUUUGAAAAGCGUAUCAGGCCUGAAGUAAUCCCUGCAAAUGAGAUUGGAGUCACAUUUGCUGAUAUUGGUGCACUAGGUGAGAUAAAAGAGUCACUACAGGAACUGGUAAUGCUUCCUCUACGAAGACCAGACUUGUUUAAAGGAGGACUCUUAAAGCCUUGUAGAGGAAUAUUGUUGUUUGGUCCUCCGGGUACUGGUAAAACAAUGCUUGCCAAGGCAAUAGCUAAUGAAGCAGGAGCAAGCUUCAUCAAUGUCUCUAUGUCGACCAUUACGUCCAAAUGGUUUGGAGAGGAUGAGAAGAAUGUUAGAGCUUUGUUUACACUUGCAGCUAAGGUCUCUCCAACAAUUAUCUUUGUGGAUGAGGUUGAUAGUAUGCUAGGGCAGCGUACUAGAGUUGGUGAGCAUGAGGCAAUGCGGAAGAUCAAGAACGAGUUCAUGACACAUUGGGAUGGGCUGAUGACUAAGCCUGGUGAACGAAUCCUUGUUCUGGCUGCAACAAACAGGCCCUUUGACCUUGAUGAAGCCAUUAUUCGACGGUUUGAGCGCAGAAUUAUGGUUGGUUUGCCAUCAGUAGAGAACAGAGAAAUGAUAUUGAAAACUCUUCUAUCAAAAGAGAAGGUUGAAGAAGGACUAGAUUUUAAGGAGCUCGCAACAAUGACAGAAGGGUACACAGGAAGUGAUCUUAAGAACCUGUGUAUGACUGCAGCUUAUCGGCCUGUUAGAGAACUGAUACAACAAGAAAUGAAAAAGGAUCUGGAGAAAAAGAAGAAGGCCGAGGAAGGACAAAGCGUGGAAGAUACUUCAGAUCAAACUGAAGGGAAUGAGGAAAGGACAAUUAACCUAAGGCCAUUGAACAUGGAAGACAUGAAGCAGGCAAAGAAUCAGGUGGCACCAAGUUUCGCAUCAGAGGGAUCUAUAAUGGGUGAGCUAUCACAGUGGAACGAGUCAUAUGGUGAAGGAGGAUCUAGGAAGAAGCAGCAAUUGUCAUACUUCCUGUAAGAGCAGUACAGAAGAGGAGUGUCCAAAGCAUCUUAUAGUCAUAAUUUAAUAUCCACACCAGCACCAAUUUUCUCCCACUGUGAUGAUGAAUACCUUGGCCAUGUCAGGAGGAGGACCUUUGUUUAUUAAGGUCUGUGCAAUGGAAGAGUAGAAUUUCAUGAUGAAAAUCCGUUGUGCCAGGAUACUAUGUUUUCUUCCAUAACUUGUAAUGUUAAAUGUGUGAUAUAUGUAUCAUGUUACUUUUGUAGUUUAGAGUGUAAGCUUCUUUUACUACUUAGUUAAUCCAACACUUUAUAAUAAACAGAGAGAGAGGUUGUAUUCUGUAUUGUAUCAUUAAUGUAUGUGUGUACUAUCAGCCUAUAAGGUAUAACUUUCCCAAAGA